AUGUGGCGGCAUUGGGCGGCAUCCAUAUUUGCUGGUGGGGCCGUGUACCGUGGAUGUUUACGUUUUCUUCAUGACAUUCGAGGAGGAACUGUUGGUUCUCCGUCUUUGGUUUGUGCCAAAAUCACCAGGAAAGGUACCACCGCGGAUGUUCACUUCUUCGCACCCGCCUUGUCUGUGGCGCGGCGUGGCGUCAAGUUAUCUAACCCUAGCAGCAAACAAGGUAGUCAGCAUUACGGUGUUGAACCAAAACUGGAGGCAGGCAAAGACGUUCAAUUAAAACACACCGAAAUGUACGACGGGUAUACCGAUGACUUUGGCGUGUUUAAAGAAGGACCUCCUACCACGUUACGGCUGGAAUAUGUUCGUUCCCCGGAACAUGGAUACUCGCAGCAAUUACUUCAGAAAGAUAUCUGGUCUCCGUUUCAGGUCAAUGCUAACAUGAUGAUAUACACGCCCUUUUAUUAUGACUGGAAGGGGUUUGCGAGUCGUGAUUACUGGGGACAUCGCAGUGGAACAAAUCCUGGAAGUAAAGUCCUAUUGGGUCAUUAUCGACGGGCGGAGGAGAGAUCGUGGGGGUACCGUGUUAUGGUGAACCACAAACCACAAAAGCGUAUUCCUAAAUGGUUAGCAUGUAUCGUUCAUCUACCACGUAAAAAGACUUUUGUAGGAUUUUUCUUGUACGCUAAUGGGGCAUACGUGGCGGAGCUUCUCACAUACAAGCAGUUACCACGCAUAUGUUACAACAAACCUUUUCAAGGAUGCAUGCCAACCAUUGGGCAGACGGUAGCGUUAAGUGAGGUGACGUAUGGUAAGGAGUUGCACUCUGUGGAGAUGUAUCCUGGCCACGGCGGGGUUAUUUGUCGUGCAAGCGGCACCGCAGCAGUGGUGCUACGAGGUUCAGAACCAAAUCUUGUCCCUCUCUUGUUGCCCUCCAAAGAGGUGCGUCUCUUUGACAACCAAUGUCACGCGGUCUUUGGACGACGUGCGGGGGUGAUGUACCGUUACCAGCGCAACUUUGGGAAGCGCAAUGUAGAGGAAAACAUGCCACAUCGACCAAAGGUGCACUCGAAGACGAAGCGCGUCUCGAGUCAUCCUGCGGGUGGUGGCAAUGGAGGGUCGGCCAAUCUUCUUGUGCCGUUGGACUGGCGCAUUCAUCCACGGAACUGCGUUAAGACGAAGUACUGGCUUUCUGGCUACAUUCUCCGUGGACGGCAGUAUAACAAGAGUCAGACGGUUGCAGAUAUUAAGUCCAAAACAUAUAGCUGGGCAAAUCGUGAUCCCGUCUAUCGUUAA
This is a messenger RNA of Trypanosoma cruzi, 1293 nucleotides long. Its product is annotated as ribosomal protein L2, putative. NCBI's taxonomy places the organism in Eukaryota, Euglenozoa, Kinetoplastea, Trypanosomatida, Trypanosomatidae. Gene Ontology annotation, molecular function: structural constituent of ribosome; RNA binding. The coding region runs from base 1 to 1293 and encodes 430 amino acids. Gene Ontology annotation, biological process: cytoplasmic translation. The transcript has a single exon. Gene Ontology annotation, cellular component: ribosome. The record is from RefSeq and is a predicted model, not a curated record.